GGAAGUGAAGAGCAUUUUUCAUUCUGUUGUUUCAGGUUGCAGCUGCGUUGGGUUUCAGACGGUUUUACUCUUGUUUCUGCUGCUGAAACUGAUCAUGGAGCUUCUGUGGAUGAUCCUGCCGGUGUUUCUGGUCUGUGCCGAGGCUGAGAAUGUGACUGAGGUGAAGGCAGAGCUGGGUCAAAAUGUCACCUUAACCUGCUCUGUGGAGGUUUCAGACAUCUACUGGUACAUGGAGAUCCACAAUCAGUUUAGAGUGCUCAUCCUCCGCACUUUUGAUAAAACAGACAAUAAUCCCAACUACUGUAAUCCUGAGUUCAAAACCAAAUAUUCAGUCCUGGAAAACAGCCUUGUGAUUACAAAUGUCACUGCAGAGGACUUCAGGUGUUACUUUUGUGCACGGAGGCAAUAUGACCGCAUUCGUUUUGAGGGAACUAUCAGCCUCGUCUCAGACUCCAUCACUCCGUCCAACAACUGCAAACCAAACAACAACCAGCAGCGCAUUCAGGGAAUAUGGCAGAGUCAGACGAUUCUUUUCAGCUCGUUUGCCCUGAACGGCCUCCUCGUGUUAUUGGUAAUAGGUUCAUCUUUUACAUAUCUGUAUCUGAAGAGAAACGACUCCAAAUACCAGGUGAAUGAACCUUCACCUUUGACCUCUGAGAACCCAGAGACACCAGAGGCACAGAAGACAUGUUUUCACCAGGUGGAGACGGGAUCUGACAGUGUUUUUAACACCACCUGUGUAUACCGUAUUUCCUCAAAUAAAAGACAGUAGUCGAUUAAAAGCUGGGUCUGUGAUAAUGGCCGGGGGCGGUCAACACGAUCAAAGAAAGUCCGGCUCCAAAAACAGGCCGGGGAAGAAAAAAGGGGGGAUAAACUCCUGGUGGUGCCUGUUAUAUAAUAUGCAUGCCAGUUAAGCUUAAUGUACAUUUCCACUGCUAUAAUUGAAUAACUGCUAUUUUCAACAUGUUGUUGUUCUGGAUUACUCAUCUAAAGUAUUAUUUCAGUCACUGUGUGUUUUGUUCCUCAUGAUCUCUGGCUCCCAGAAGUGCUGUCGCUUUGACAAACAUGCCAAACUCUGUUUAUAAUUCUUGAUAUUUUAAAAGUUUCCUCACUGAAUAUAAGAGAUGAAUGCUGGUUUUUAAUGACUUUUCAGUCUUUUUAGCUGAUCUAUAGUUCAGUACUAUUCUUGGACUUGCUUGAGCCGCUGACUGCCACCGUUUCAACAUGGCUAGCGGAGCUAACGGCUAACCUCCACUCUAUAAAAGCCUAUAUUGUAUGUUAUUGUAUUUUGUGAAGUACCUUGUAACUCUGGUUUUAAAAGUGCUAUAGAAAUAAAGUUUAUUAUUAUUAUUAUUAUUAUAUUUAUUAAUGUCUCAGCUAACUGUAGUUUGUAGUAACGUACAAGUGCUACAACAUGGCUGUAGCUACAUUUGAAGUACCGUUGACUGUAAGGGGCUGAAUUUUCCACAACACAGUAGAGAGCGAACAGAAGCAGAUCAGAAACAAGGAGGCUUCGUACUAAAAUAUGAGCAAAUAUACUUA
This is a messenger RNA of Thunnus maccoyii (southern bluefin tuna), 1542 nucleotides long. RefSeq lists its product as uncharacterized. The transcript has 4 exons. Lineage: Eukaryota; Metazoa; Chordata; Actinopteri; Scombriformes; Scombridae. The record is from RefSeq and is a predicted model, not a curated record. The coding region runs from base 95 to 772 and encodes 225 amino acids.